Messenger RNA from Drechmeria coniospora, 1641 nucleotides. RefSeq names its product NADH dehydrogenase -like protein. Bases 1 to 1641 code for a protein of 546 amino acids. Lineage: Eukaryota; Fungi; Ascomycota; Sordariomycetes; Hypocreales; Ophiocordycipitaceae. The transcript is spliced from 6 exons. The record is from RefSeq and is a predicted model, not a curated record.
AUGCGCUACGAUGACUGGGACAUUCUCCUUUUUCCCAGAGAUUGCAAGGUGCCGGUAAAGGAAUUCAAAGUGGCCUGCCACGCCGUCCACGAUGCCGAAUUUUCUCACACCAACGGCUUGCUUGGCGUCCCGACCGUCUCCUGCUUUGUGCCCAGCCUGCCCUCGGGAACACCUUUCCAGGUCUCGGUUCACUCGUGGUCGGUUGAUCCAGUCGUGAGUCAAUUCACGAGGACGUACAGCCAGUUUGCCGAAACGGCCAAAUACGAGACGAGGGUGUUCAUCGACGGUAGGCUGGUGGCAUCGAUCAUUCUUGACCAAAAGACGGAAUGGCCUCAUGUGAUUGCACAUGGCUUCGAAUUUCUCAAGAACGGCGAUCUCGGCUUCCUCAGAUUUCCCACGUUUCGACAUGAGCUACUCCAGCAAAGGAAAUGGAACGCCGGCGAUGACCUUGGCCGCAUCAAGGUUGUGCUCAGCGAAGGCUUUCCCCGAGACUCACUCUCGAUGCCGUUUGAGCGGGUCAAGAACAUUGUCGCCUUUUCUUUCCAGCACGCGCCGCUAGAAACCUCAUCGAUCGCAUGGCCGAAUCCUUCUCUGUGGCGACGACCCCCGAUCGCCUCCUCGAUGCCGGUUUCGUCGUAUCCGUCGGUGGACUCGGAGUCGCACGCACACUCUCCAAGUCGACGAAACAGUCUCCUGCAUAACCUUGCCGGCUAUUCCCUGCCGGCAGCACCGGGAAGCAUGAACGCCGCCUCGCUGCUCGGAAGCCGACGAUCCGUCACGCAGCCCGCUUUCAGCACGCUGCCGUACGCCGCCAACAUGACGGAUCCCUUUGGGGAAGCAAAUUCCUACCUGUGGAUGGCGGGCAUGGGCACUGCCAACCUGGGCCGGGACUAUCACGUCGUUCAGGGUCGCGGCGCUCGGAAGGCGAGCACGGACAUAAGCAUGCCAGAUUACAUGUCGAACGGCUCCGGGGAGCAGCCGGGGACGGACUUGACAAUGGGGAUGAAGCUGGACGAGGACGCGCAAGCCAACCAUCUCAAGGUGCCGACGAACACGCCCACCACGGGUGGCUGCGGCGGCUACGAGCAGGAUGGUCUGCCAUUUCCCCUGCUCCUGCAUAACUCGGCGAUUCCGUCGGACCUGGCCAACACCCUGACCAACUCGCUGCUCAAUCAGCCGAUGCCGUUGCAGCUGCAGCACGGCUUCCACACGCCGGCGAUGGAGGUCAAGUCUCGGAAGGAAACUCGUUUUCAAACUGUCGGCGCGUCACAGGCGGCACUGCCGGGCCAGGAUCACGUCGAUGUGCGUCGCGUCUCGCAGCAGACGUACAUGGCACCGGGCAGCAGCGUCCCCGCGACGACGCUGCCCUCCCGGGCCGGCAGUCCGCAAACCCAAAGCAGCGAGAUGGCGGGGCCUUUCAAGUGCGACGACGUCGGCGCCUGCAUCAAUCUGACGAAAGAAGUCCCACUGAGCGCUUCGUGGGGAAGCUCGGCAGAGGGGAGGAGCUCGGCCGACAAGGGAACGAAACGAGGUCGAAACUUUACUCCGGCAUCAGCCCGAGCCAUCGACGAGGAGGACGAGCCGCAACGAGCCAGCCCCAGGGUGCGGUUGACGCCGUUUGAUGACAAGGUGGCCGAGUGA